Molecule: messenger RNA, 708 nt
Organism: Zymoseptoria tritici IPO323
Lineage: Eukaryota; Fungi; Ascomycota; Dothideomycetes; Mycosphaerellales; Mycosphaerellaceae
Exons: 1
Coding region: 10-708 (232 amino acids)
Biological process (GO): cytoplasmic translation
Molecular function (GO): protein binding
Source: RefSeq, a predicted model, not a curated record
GCCACUAUCAUGGGGAAGGAAGAGCAGCAGGAGGAGCGCGAGGUGCUGGACUCGAUCUACCCGGACGAGAUUCAUGACAUCUCCGAGACCGAAUUCCGCAUCUCCGUGGCAUUGGAUACGAACAAGCACGAAGAUGACGAGGCGGAAGAUCCAACGAUAAUCUUGAACGUUAAAUACACCGAGAACUAUCCAGACGAAGCACCCAUCCUCGAUGUGACACAGCCACCCAAUGCAGUCAAGCACCAGCAUCUCGACGUAUGGGAUGACAAAACGCGGCUACUGGAUGCACUGAAACCCACUAUUGAGGAGAACUUGGGCAUGCAAAUGGUCUUCGCAUUGGUCAGCACGCUGAAGGACGCUGCAGAAGCGCUGAUAGCGGAGCGCGAGCAAGAGGUGCAGGCACAAAAAGAUGUCGAAAGGGCAAUAGCUGAGAAGGAGGAGAAUGCCAAGUUUGAAGGAGAAAAGGUGACGAGAGAAUCCUUCCUCGCUUGGUCUGAGAGCUUCAAGAAGGAGAUGCAAGAAGAGGCCGCCAGGAAACUUGCCGAGCAGGAGGCUGAGGAUAAGAAGAAGCGUGGACCGAAGGAGGAGAAGAAGCUCACUGGCAGACAGCUCUGGGAGCAAGGCUUGGCCGGCAAGAUCAUUGAUGAGGAUGAAGAUGGAGAGGAUGUUGAUUUGGAGAAGAUGAGACAACUCUCGGUGGAAGGAUGA